Molecule: messenger RNA, 1090 nt
Organism: Sinocyclocheilus grahami
Lineage: Eukaryota; Metazoa; Chordata; Actinopteri; Cypriniformes; Cyprinidae
Product: gamma-sarcoglycan-like
Exons: 8
Coding region: 128-1006 (292 amino acids)
Biological process (GO): heart contraction; cardiac muscle tissue development
Cellular component (GO): sarcolemma; sarcoglycan complex
Source: RefSeq, a predicted model, not a curated record
CCAGAAUCAGAUUUAUGGAAGGCAGCUGUUGUGGGUUUGACAGACAGACGGAUCGGAGCACUGCUGCGUAACACAAGCAGAUUUGAGUCUGCAGAGGAGUGUGUCAAAUCACACUAAAACAGCAAGGAUGGUGCGUGAGCAGUACCUCACCACCACAGAUGAGUCUGGGUCCCUGGCUCCAAUCACUGAGUACUUCUACAUGAUCGGCAUCUAUGGCUGGAGGAAACGCUGUCUCUAUCUGUUCGUUCUGCUUCUCCUCAUCAUUCUGGUGGUGAACUUUGCCCUCACGAUCUGGAUCCUGCGAGUUAUGUGGUUCAAUACGGAAGGCAUGGGAUACCUGCAGGUCAAUGCAGACGGACUGAGACUGGAGGGAGAAUCAGACUUUCUGUUCCCUCUCUACGCCCAGGAAAUUGACUCCAGAGAGGAUUCAGCUCUUCUGGUGCACUCCUCUGAAAAUGUUACGCUCAAUACUCGCAAUGCCAAUGGUGAUGUAAUAGGAAGUGUGUCUGUAGGUCCCAGUCAGGCAGAGGGUUUUGGCCAACACUUCAAUAUCAGUUCAAACCAUGAUGAAAAUGUAUUUUAUGCAGAUGCAAAUGGAGCCGUUGUGGGAAAAGGAAAGCUCCGCGUUACAGGUCCAGAAGGUGCUUUCUUUGAGCAUUCUGUCAGGACUCCUCUGCUCAAAGCUGUACUUAACAAAGAGCUAAGACUUGAGUCUCCAACACGCUCUCUCAGCAUGGAUGCCCCAAAAGGCAUUCACGUGAAAGCCUUGGCUGGAAAUGUUGAUGUGACGGCACGCUUUGAUAUUCACCUACACUCAACUGCAGGACUGGUGAUUCUAGACGCUGAAAGUGUUCGUCUGCCGACAUUACCUGUGGGAGAAGCCAGAACUUCAGGUGACUCUCAGGGAAUGUACAACACGUAUGAAGUGUGCGUUUGUCCCAGUGGUAAGUUCUUCAUUUCCAGAGCUGGCGUCUCUUCGACCUGCAGCGAGCGCCAGGACUGCUGAAUGACCUUCUGUCCAAAACACCCACACUAGAAACAAAUCGUGUUGUUACAUUGUCGCUGGGCAAGGAAAACAUAAAAAAUUUUU